AUGGACUGCGAGGCCAAGAGGGGGAAGAAGGGCUUCGUGUCGCCCAUCAAGCGGCUGGUUUUCCCCAAGGCCGCUCGGAAGCCGGCGCUCCGCAGCAGCGUCUACCGGCGGCCGCUGCACUCGGUGCCCCUCUACCCCCCCGACUACCUGAUAGACCCCCAGAUCCUGCUGCACGACUACGUGGAGAAGGAGGUGAAGUUUUUAGGGCACCUGACCUGGGUGACAGCCUCCCUGAACCCCUCCAGCCGGGAUGAGGUGCUGCAGCUGCUGGACACCGCCAGGCAGCUGAAGGAGCUGCCCCUGCAGACGACGCCGGAGCAGGACAGCAUCCUGAGCCUGUCCGCCCGCUGCCUCCUGCUCACCUGGCGCGACGAUGAGGAGCUGAUCCUGCGCAUCCCCACGCACGAGAUCGCCGCAGCCUCCUACCUGCGCGACGACGCCCUGCACCUCCUCAUCCUCAAAACGGGCCUGGGAGUGGACCCGGUCCCUGCCGGAGCACACCCCGAAGCGGCCCCGGUCGGCGUGCCGGAGGCAGCCCCGGCCGAGAAGCGUCCGGGGGGCGCGUGGCCAGAGCCGGGGCGGCUGGGGGGCCCGAUGGAGCGGCGGCACACCAUCUGCAGCCUGGACUGGCGGGCGGCGCGGGGCGGGCAGGAGGGCCGGCAGGGCGGCAGCCUGGAGCGGCGGCGGGGCGGCAGCUGGGAGCGGCGGCAGCGCGGGCGGCCCUCGGGGAGCUGGGAGCGGCGGCAGCCCUGCGGCGGGAGCUGGGAGCGGCGGCGGGCCGGCACGGCCGGGGGCAGCUGGGAGCGUGGCACCGGCUUCGGCAGCUGGGAGCGGCGGCACGCCGGCAGCAACCCCCUGGACCCCCAGGAGCCCUGCCCCGACGCCUACUCCAACCUCGUCAUCCUCGCCGUGCCCAACAGGGAUGCCGCCGAGGAGUCCUGCGCGCUCAUCUGCCAGGUCUUCCAGAUCAUCUACGGGGACCAGAGCAUCGAGUGCGUGGACCGCGCCGGGUACCACUACACCUCCACGCCCACGCGGCCCUGGCUCUCCAGCAGGAGUGAGAGCUGCCGCACGGACGGGACGUACGGCUACGAUGCCGACUUCAGCUGCUGCAGCUCCUUCAGCAAUGGCUCCGAGACGUUCGAGGCAUAUUACAGCGGGGCCUCCUCGCCCUCCUUCCACCAGUCCCACCACAGCCUGGCCACCGCCUGCAGCGGCAGCGACCAGAGCAGCACGGGGCUGGAGCAGCUGCAGGACUACAUGGUGACGCUGCGCAACAAGCUGUCACCCCAGGAGAUCCAGCAGUUCGCCCUGAUGCUGCGCGAGUACCGGCUGGGCACGCCGGUGCAGGAGUACUGCGCCGACCUCCUGCGCCUCUACGGGGACCGGCGGAAGUUCCUGCUCCUGGGAAUGAGGCCCUUCAUCCCCGACCAAGACAUCGGGUACUUCGAGACCUUCCUGGAGAGCAUCGGCAUCCGCGAGGGCGGCAUCCUCACCGACAGCUUCGGCCGCAUCAAGCGCAGCAUGAGCAACACGUCGGCCUCGGCCGUGCGGAGCUACGACAGCUGGUCCCUGCGCUCCGAGUCCGAGUCCUUCAACCGCAUGAUCACGGACAUCACCCACGACAUCGAGGCGCUGGCGCGGGACGAAGAGGAGGAGGAGGAGGAGGAGGACAACUAUCUGUGA
This is a messenger RNA of Cygnus atratus (black swan), 1686 nucleotides long. It is a transcript of the gene CCM2L, whose product is annotated as CCM2 like scaffold protein. The transcript is spliced from 10 exons. NCBI's taxonomy places the organism in Eukaryota, Metazoa, Chordata, Aves, Anseriformes, Anatidae. The coding region runs from base 1 to 1686 and encodes 561 amino acids. The record is from RefSeq and is a predicted model, not a curated record. Gene Ontology annotation, biological process: heart morphogenesis.